Messenger RNA from Monoraphidium neglectum, 1266 nucleotides. RefSeq lists its product as hypothetical. Lineage: Eukaryota; Viridiplantae; Chlorophyta; Chlorophyceae; Sphaeropleales; Selenastraceae. The transcript is spliced from 11 exons. Gene Ontology annotation, molecular function: 3'-phosphoadenosine 5'-phosphosulfate transmembrane transporter activity. Bases 1 to 1266 code for a protein of 421 amino acids. Gene Ontology annotation, biological process: transmembrane transport. Gene Ontology annotation, cellular component: Golgi membrane; endoplasmic reticulum membrane. The record is from RefSeq and is a predicted model, not a curated record.
AUGACAGCGUCUCCCACGACGGGGGAGGCCCUGAGGCUAGCUUUUUGCUGCUGUGGUAUCAUCGGCUCGCUCGUGGUGUACGGCGUCCUGCAGGAGCGCGUCAUGACGCUGCCAUACGGGAAGGGCGAUAACAAGGAACUCUUCCGGUUCAGCCUGUUCCUCGUAUUCUGCAACCGCCUGGUCGCAGCCCUGAUCGCACUCGCGACAAUGCUGGCCAAGGGCGCGUACAGCGAGCUGCGGCCCGUCGCCCCCAUCCAGAACUACGCCAGCGUGUCGCUCUCCAACGUGCUCGCCACCACCUGCCAGUACGAGGCCCUGAAGCACGUCAGCUUUGCCGUCCAGACCCUGGGCAAGUGCGCCAAGAUGUUCCCGGUCAUGGCCUGGGGCUUCCUCAUGCUGCGCAAGCGCUACGGCGCGCGGGACGUGGCGCUCGCGGCCGCCAUCACGGGCGGCUGCUUCGUGUUCUUCACGUUUGGGCCCACGGCCAGCAGGUGCGCGCGGCGGGUGGCAGGGGCGCCGCCGGCGGCGGGCGGCGGGGGCCGCGCCGGCCGCGGGUGGCGGGGGCAGCGCGGGUGGCGGGGGCGGCGCGGGAGGGUGUCUGGGGGCCCUGGUGGCACCGCGUGGGGCGUCCUGCUCAUGAGUGGGUACCUCGUGGCUGACGGCUACACGUCAACAUUCCAGCAGGCCAUGUUCAAAGGGUACCAGAUGAGCACAUACAACCAGGUCAUGUACACCUGCCUGUGCUCCCUAGUGCUCAGCUCCUUUGGCCUGGCCACCAGCGGCCAGCUUCCCGACACCUUCCGCUUCCUGCGGGCCCACCCCGAGGCCCUCGGCUCCAUCCUCGCGCUCUCCACCGCCGCCAGCUGCGGCAGUCUCUUCAUCUCUUUCACCAUCAAAACAUACGGCGCACUGACUUUCGCCACCAUUAUGACCACGCGUCAGCUGAUCUCCAUCCUUCUCAGCGCCCUCAUCUUCUCAAACCCCCUCACGCGCGGGCAGUGGUGCGCCCCCCGGCGCGCGCAGCGGCUCCCGGCCGCGCAGUCGCUCCAGGGGUCGCGGGAGCGGCGGGUGGGCACUGUCAUGGUGGUGACCGCCCUCUAUUACCAGGGGCUUACUAAGGAGGCCGCGCACGGCAAGGCCGGCGCCGCCCCGCGCGCCCCCGCCGCGGCGGCGGCGGCGGCCGCGGCGGAGGAGAAGGCGCCACUCGUGCCGGGGCCGCGGCCGGGCACGCGGCAGGGGGAGGCGAAGGAGGGCGGGCGCGUGUGA